UCCCUCAUAGCUUCCACUUUCCUUCUCUCUCUCUCUCUCUCUCACUCACUUUCUCUCUCUAAAAAACUAAAAAAGUGUAGUGUGUAAAUCUCUGCAUGGAUUUCGACACAGUACACAGAGACAAUCUUGGUCUCUAUUCCAAGGUUUUCGAGGAAAUUCCUUACAUACCACAAAUAAUGGAUAAUUACGAUUGUGGCGGCGGCGGCGGUGGUGGUGGUGGUGGUUUUUCUUCUUCUCCUCCAUCAUCUCACGGUUCUUCGGGUCGGGUCAUGGGCGGCUCAUCAUCAUCCUGGAAUCCGGGUCCGGGUUUCUACGCCCCGAACACCAGUAGUUUCUACGACCCUUUUGAUCCAUUUCAACCUUCUUCUUUCGGCAAGUUGAUGAUGAACACCACCCAAGAAUUCUCCUCCCCUUUUCCGGCACAAGAUAAUAAUAAUAUUAAUAUUAAUAUUAAUAUUAAUAAUUCACACGUGCGUAAAACAUUCUUGGAUGAUUAUGAUUGCUCGAGGGCUUCGUUUCAGACAGUGGAUCAGUUUCAUCAGAUGAAUGUCAUGAGUUAUUUGCAGAACAACGAUGGGAAAUACUUCGACAAGGAUUCUUGCUUGGUGGUGUCCGGUGGUGACGUGGAUAAUGAUGAUAAUGCUGACGUGGACGAUGCAAGCCAGAAGAUGAACGCUAUUAUUAAUAAUGACGUCAAUAAUAAGAAUAUUAUUAUGCAGCAGGCGAAGAGGAAACGAGUUGUUGAUAAGAAAUCUGAAAUUGUUAAAGGCCAAUGGAGUCCUGAAGAAGAUGGGUUGUUGGUGGAGUUGGUGGAGAAGCAUGGUGUAAGAAAAUGGUCAACCAUAGCUCAAAUGCUACCUGGGAGAAUUGGAAAGCAGUGUAGGGAAAGAUGGCACAACCAUUUAAAACCCAAUAUUAAGAAAGAUCGAUGGUCGGAGGAAGAAGACAGUAUAUUGAUUGAAGCGCACCGACAACUCGGAAAUAAAUGGGCGGAAAUCGCGCGAAGCUUGCCGGGAAGGAGUGAGAACACAAUCAAGAACCAUUGGAACGCAACGAAGAGAAGACAACUUUCGUCCCGCAAAAACAGCAAUUCCAAGACAAACAGCCCCUUGCAAAACUACAUCAAGACAGUCAUUGCUACCAAUACUACUUCAGAUGACAAGGGCAAUCUCGACAUUUCCUCCUCAUCCUCCUCGGUCUCAGUCUCGGCCUCACCGGAUGGUAUGGUGAACCCUAAACCAGUCGAUAAUAUUUGCUCGAAGGCGAUGAAAUUUGAGAAUGCGUCCGCCAUUAUUAAUAAUGCUGCAGCAGCCGAGGAGAGCUUCAAAGUAUUAAUGCCGAUAAGUACUUCGAUGGAAACGGCGGCUCAAAUGCACGUGGCGACGCAGUUCGAUUUGGUGAAAGAGAUGGAUUUCAUGGAAAUGCUGUCCAAUUAUAACGAGUAUUAUAUGUGAUCGAUCGAGUACUUUACGUUCUUUUUUUCGUAUAUUUAUUUGUUUUGUUUGUUUCAGACACAGAUCAGUUUCAUGCUGCUUUACGUAUGCUGUUGGAUUUUUUAAACAUGGUUAAUUAAGUAGUUAUUGACUUAAUAUUGAAGAUAUAU
This is a messenger RNA of Erythranthe guttata (spotted monkey flower), 1603 nucleotides long. NCBI's taxonomy places the organism in Eukaryota, Viridiplantae, Streptophyta, Magnoliopsida, Lamiales, Phrymaceae. The record is from RefSeq and is a predicted model, not a curated record.